AUGACAUCAACCAUGGCGACGCCGCAAGGCCUUUUGACACGCUCAGGAAACCGUCUGUCGGCAAUCAUACAGGAAAAGUCCGAAACCAUCAAUGCGUACGUCCAUUCUUCAAUGGAGGCAGCUGAAAUUUCGGCACUUCGGAAACGGAUAUGCACAGCCAAAACGGCAAUUGGCACCGAAGCAAACAAGCUAGAGGCAACAAUGAAGAAGUUCAGCGAAGCAGUGGACAGGUUGGACGACAAGACGCAGUCACUGCCAGAUAUUAUUGGAAGGAUUAAAACAAAUACUACAGCAGCACAAACUCUUCUGGACAAAGCGAACAAAGUGCUGGCAAGGCUAAUUCAAGAGAAGCUUGAAUUCAACCAGGAAAAAAGCUCGCUUAACAGAAACAUUGACAACCUCUUCAACUACCUUCUUGACGCCCUCGAAGGAGACGCAGAAGAAUCUGUGAAGCAUUUCGAGGUCUCGGGAAGCAUCUACCAAUUGGUGAUUGAGCAUCUAAAGGAGAAAUAUGGCGACAAACAGGCUUUGAUUGAUCAACUUUUGAAGAAUCUCCACGGCGCACGCGCCCGAACCGACAGUCUAGAAGAGCAGGAAGCACUUUGCGAGCAACUUCACUCUAUAACUUCGCAACUGACACUCAAAGGGGGAACACGUCGACAAUGUUUUCCUGCAAAAGGAGCUGCUUGCGAAGUUCUCAGUGGGUGUUCAGAGGCAUAUCUUGCGGCAGAAAACGCAGUUGAAGAACGAAGGAAAUUGGAGUACGGCAGCUUUGCUCUCAGCAGCAAGGGAGCAUAUCAAGACCGAGCUUAA
Messenger RNA from Necator americanus (New World hookworm), 813 nucleotides. RefSeq lists its product as uncharacterized. The record is from RefSeq and is a predicted model, not a curated record. The coding region runs from base 1 to 813 and encodes 270 amino acids. NCBI's taxonomy places the organism in Eukaryota, Metazoa, Nematoda, Chromadorea, Rhabditida, Ancylostomatidae. The transcript is spliced from 2 exons.